This is a messenger RNA of Cladophialophora psammophila CBS 110553, 351 nucleotides long. RefSeq lists its product as uncharacterized. The coding region runs from base 1 to 351 and encodes 116 amino acids. The record is from RefSeq and is a predicted model, not a curated record. NCBI's taxonomy places the organism in Eukaryota, Fungi, Ascomycota, Eurotiomycetes, Chaetothyriales, Herpotrichiellaceae. The transcript has 2 exons. Gene Ontology annotation, cellular component: EKC/KEOPS complex.
AUGGCGAUGGACACCUCCCAGUCCGAGUUCCCAUGCUCAUUAGUCAUCCAUGUCCCUCUCUUGAACCAUCGCCUCGCCUCCACCGCAAUGCGCGCCCUGCAAGUCGAUGCCGAGUUGUCCCCACUGGUUCGUCGAGAGUUCGCUUUGGUCAGUCCAGAUGUUGUCAAUGGUCAUGCAGCAAACGGCGACGAUGGAUUACAAGAUACCCACAAGACCAUUCUUCGCACCCAGUAUAACGCAACUACCAAUCGCAUGCUCCGAGUUGCCGUUAAUGGCUUCAUGGAAUCUCUGAGUGUCGUCCUGCAGGUCAUGGAGGAACUAGACGUGGACGUCCUUCAGUCAAGGUCAUGA